Molecule: messenger RNA, 581 nt
Organism: Emiliania huxleyi CCMP1516
Lineage: Eukaryota; Haptophyta; Isochrysidales; Noelaerhabdaceae
Exons: 1
Coding region: 60-563 (167 amino acids)
Source: RefSeq, a predicted model, not a curated record
GGUCGCCAUCAAGGAGCCGUCCUCGUCGUGUACGUCGUGCUGCCGUCGCGUGUACCGAGAUGCCUCGCAACCGAGGCCUCGGCCGAACGGGCAAGAAGCAUAAGAAAUCAGCCAACGACAACAUCCACAGGCAGCCCAAGGCGACCACCGAGCCCACGGUCGCCACCGAGGCGCCGGAGCCGCCCGCCGCGCCCGACACCUCGCCGAAAAUGGAGGUCGAGCCGGCAGCGCCCGACGCGCAGGCGCUCGCGACAGGUGCGGCUGCUCGGCGACGUCGAGCGUGGUGCCCGACGGCUCAGGAGCCUUCUACCAUAAACCACUACCACGGCUGCCACCGUCGGCGCCUUCGCUCGAGCUCUCCGAGGCCGCGUUCUGACCUCGUGCCGCGGCUGUUGUCGCUACAGCAGCGACGAGGGCCGCGGCAAGGGGUGCAGCGGCGACGGGGGGGGGGGAGAGGCGCGGCCAGCUACCGGGUCGUUGCCCCCGCCCACCGCGCCGGGCCCCUGCACCCGGAGGCGGCUUGCGGCAGCCUUCCUGUGUCUCCGUGCGACCCGCUUGGGUAGCCGGCCAUGUGUGGCCCG